AUGGCCGUUUAUGGGAGCAUACUUUUUGUCAUUGUGGAUGCUUGCACCAAAUGGAUGGAUAUUCACUACACGGGCAAUUUUUGUACAUCAGCCAUCACAAUAGAGAAACUACGUGACUCUUUCGCCACUCAUGGGUUGCCGGAUACAUUAGUGUCUGACAAUGGACCUUGUUUUGUGUCACAGGAGUUCGAAGGAUUUAUGAAGUGCAGCGGUAUUAGGCAUGUUUGGACAGCACCCUAUCAUUCCGCCUCUAAUGGCCUUGCAGAGACGGCAGUGCAGUCGUUUAGAGCUGGCAUGCGGAAGCAAUCAUCAGGGUCUGUAAAGACCAAGUUGGCAAAAUUUUUACUCAACUAUCGUACCACCCCGCAUACAACCACUGGAGUGGCACCAGCGCAACUAUUAAUCGGACGAAGGCUGACAACAUCCAUAGACAGGCUGUUUCCGGAUGUGUUGAGGAAAGUGGUCCAAACACAGUUACAACAGAAGAAUUACCAAGACCAGCAUGUUACAUACCGUCCAUUUCAGGUACAAGACAGAGUAUUUAUCAGGAACUAUGCAAAUGGACCAAUUUGGGUACCUGGGGUGAUAUUAGCCGUCACGGGUCCACUGUCUUAUGAAUGA
This is a messenger RNA of Corticium candelabrum, 621 nucleotides long. RefSeq lists its product as uncharacterized. Gene Ontology annotation, molecular function: nucleic acid binding. The record is from RefSeq and is a predicted model, not a curated record. Lineage: Eukaryota; Metazoa; Porifera; Homoscleromorpha; Homosclerophorida; Plakinidae. The transcript has a single exon. Gene Ontology annotation, biological process: DNA integration. The coding region runs from base 1 to 621 and encodes 206 amino acids.